AGUCAUUCAGUUCAGCUUUAGUUGAUAUUCAGUGCUUGUGAUGUAUAGUCGUAAAGUUGAUAGUGAAAUAUUUUACGAUCGCCGCGAAUCGGUCGGAAGUUAUCGAAAGUCUUCUUUGGGAAGUGAUUAUGGAAGUUUAAAAGAUGACUCAUCAUCAGCUUCUUCGUCUUCAUCUUCGGAUCACUAUAAUCCUACGUUACGUUUGUUGCAAAUACCAAGAUCAUCGAAUGGUUCUAUGGGCUUUCAUUUGACGCGAAGCAAGUGGGAUCCAUAUCCGUGGGUCAACUACUUCUUUCAGAUAAGUGCCGUGGAUUCAAACACACCAGCCAAGUUUCAUGGUUUGAAGGCCGGUGAUUGUGUCUUAGAGGUCAAUGGUGAGGACGUCCUUGGUAUGCGCCUAUCGGAAAUAGCUGAAUUGGUCAACUGUGAAACUAAGUCUAUUGACAAUGUGUCCCUUCUCCUUUGGAGUCCUGGAAUUGAUAUUAAUUGUAAUCCAACGAAUCUAUGUUGCGGACCGAUGCCGUUGAAUUUAGAACGCCUCACGGCGUUUACACAAACAAUCCUGGCAAUAAUCGAAUGUCCCGUCUGCCUGGAAACAAUAGUACCACCAAUUCUGCAGUGCCAGAAUGGCCAUAUCCUCUGCGUAAAAUGUCGCAUCCUUUCGCAUACUUGCCCUGUGUGCCGGCAACAUUUCUACCCUGGUCGAUCCUUAGUAGCCGAACAGAUUUACAAUUCCAUCAUGGGCACAUUUAAUUUACGCAACCCGGACAAAUCGCAAUCCCAAUUGCAAGGCUGCAACGGCCAACAACUCUUCGGAGCCAAAUACAAAAGGUCCUCAUCCAUAUCGAGAUCGACUACAACUUCGUCAUCGACAAAGGACGAAAGACGACAACGACAACGACGCGAAAAGCAACAGCACAAUAGCAUCCGUCUAAAACGAAAACCUCCUCCGCAUGAAGUCAAUAAAUUCGAAUCACAGCAACCCUCGACAAAUAAAUUUUUGGCCAAGUUAUUGGGCAGAGCUUAUUCAACGGAUAACCUAAGCUCACCCUGCAGUCCUCAUCGUCGUCGGCGGCGGCGUUGCAGUCGUCGGCAAUCAGCGCCCCUAUUGUCUUUGACAAGGCUAACUAUGGGAAGGAUUGCGAAUGACAUCGUUGGCGGUGAGAACAGCGUCGACGACGACGAUGGUGACGGUGACUAUGCCGACAACGACGACGACAGUGGCAGAGGCAGAAGCAGAAGCAAAGCCAAUUUCAAUAGCAGCAUAGAUUUCGAUAAGCAAUUAGAGUUUGGGUAUCAACGCAAGCCAGUUCCAGUUGCCUGCGAGCCACACCACCGCCACCGCUCCGUUGCGAUUUCAAAGCAGUUCUCCUUAUCGGGACAAGAUUUAUCAAAAAAGGAUAACGACGGAUUAAUUGCCAUCCAACACGAGUGUCUUUCGACGAAUCGACUGCAAUACCUUUGGCUCGAUCGAAAUUCAGUCCAAAUGGCUUUACUACCAAUUUUUCCACUGCUGCUAGCGUCAUCACCACCAGCGCUCACACUUAACACAGGCCGACGUGAAAUAUCAGCUACGGCUAGCUGUGCGAAACAUUUGAAGGAUAGACGGUCUCCUCGAGAGUCAACAAAACAAAUAUCCUGUUGCACAUCAUCAUCAUCAGGACCAGAACUAGAACCAGAACAACCCAUCUUCUUUUGCCCACUCAGUUGUGGUAAACAAUUUAGUGGACCAAACCUACAGCAACAUAUCAAAGUGGAUCAUUUUGCACCAAUUUUAUGCUAUAACAGUUCAAGUGCCGAACUCGCUUUGCCUUUGAGAGCUCCACUCGAUAAAGCUGCAGUACUUCUGAUGUGCGAUGGCAAGGACUUCUGGAUAAAAUUAAGGACACAUGGGGAGGAAAACAUUACCGCGUUAGCACUUUUUCAAGGAUCUGAAGAUGAAAGUUCAGAUUUUAUGAUGGAAACUCGAUUAAGAAUUCGACCCGGCAAAGACCAAAAAGAUGGUGAUGAUGAUGAUGAAGAUGACAGAGACGAGAAAGACAACGACAACGACAACGAAAAAGAAGACGGAGUUAGAGACGGAGACGGAGACGAUGGCUAUGUCAAAAUUGUCGUCAACAAUGAUAAUAGGAUACUCGAGCGAGAACUGAUAACGAGGUCAAUUGUUCGUUCAAUGAUGAAAGUUACAACGUUGUCGUCGUCCUCCUCGUCUUCCUCGUCCUCGUCGUCGUCGUCGUCGUUGUACUCGUCCUCGUCUAUUGAGGAAGAAACUUAUGUUGGGCUUGGUAAUGAUAAAGGCGACGAUGAUGACGAUUUAGGAGUAGGAGAUGUGGAGAAAUGUAGAGAUUUUUUGUAUAAUCAAAAAAAUAUUCGAAUGAUUUUUGGCGACAAAGGUAUUGACAAGCAAAAUCUUUUUCUUAAAAUUAUCAUUAAGAGAAGAUAAGGAAGAAUAUAAGAUGGAAGAGACAAAAGUUUAAAGUGGAAAUAAAGUAAUUAAUUUAUUUUUGUAAA
Messenger RNA from Eupeodes corollae, 2511 nucleotides. RefSeq lists its product as uncharacterized. Bases 41 to 2443 code for a protein of 800 amino acids. Gene Ontology annotation, biological process: multicellular organism development; proteasome-mediated ubiquitin-dependent protein catabolic process. Gene Ontology annotation, molecular function: ubiquitin conjugating enzyme binding; ubiquitin protein ligase activity. The transcript is spliced from 6 exons. NCBI's taxonomy places the organism in Eukaryota, Metazoa, Arthropoda, Insecta, Diptera, Syrphidae. Gene Ontology annotation, cellular component: cytoplasm. The record is from RefSeq and is a predicted model, not a curated record.